AUGAAGUCUAACGUAUACUUAUUCGUACGUCACAUCAUAGAGCGCAAAUAUCACACGUUGAUACCAUUUCGUAUUUUCCGCGGAGAUUGUAAUUUGCUCCACAGAGAUCUCAUGUUACAUUGCAAGAGUUAUAAAAAUAUGCCGCGCUGUCCUUCACGCAUUUCCGACAUACAAAGGUUGAGGCAAAAGAUGAAGGGAAAAUCUGUAAUGUAUGUUACCAGUGCGAAUGUAUCGUUGCAGAUUCUAGGCAGCGGAGCUCGUGGCGCACCAAGAUGCGUUUAUUUAUCAACAGGUCAUAUCAGCUACAUUUUUAACUGUGGAGAAGGAACACAGAAGCUGGCGCACGAACACAAAUACAAGCUGAUAAAGUUGGAACAUGUGUUUAUAACAUCUGCUAAUUGGGACAACUUGGGUGGCAUGCCUGGAAUGUUGCUAACGAUACAAGAUGCUGGAGUACCAAAGAUCAAUAUACAUGGUCCCAAAGGCACUGUAGAGAUUUUUGAUGCAAUCAAGAGAUUUGUUAAUCUGCAGGACUUGAAAGUACACGAAGCCACAUGCGACGAGUUGCAAACAUAUAAGGACCAGGUGAUGACUGUUACGUACAUUCCCAUUGCAAAAUCAACUGUGCACGAAGUAGAGUCUACCGACAUAGGAGAGGAAGUGGUUGACAAUAUCAAUUAUUAUGACUAUAUGGCCAUGUCGAAUACUAAAAGAUCACUGGACAGUACAGAAGAGAAGAAGGAUAAAUCUUGGGUGACAGGACAGAAGUCAGAUAUGAAAUUGAUAUCACAGGCGAUGUCUUACAUUUGUAAAUUGCACCCUCGACAAGGCAAACUGUUGCUGGAGAAAUGUGUGGAAAAGGGAGUGAAGCCUGGUCCUCUGUUCGGUCAGCUCAAAGCUGGUAAGGAUAUUACUUUGCCAGAUGGCACGGUUGUUUUGAGUAAGGACGUCUGUUCUCCGCCGAUACCAGGCCCCACUUUCUUAGUUGUGGAGUGCCCGUCGGAAGAUUAUUUAGAAUCCUUUGUAAGUCAUACCGCCUUUGCGCGUCACCAACACGUGACAACGUCGAUGAAAAACGACGUGCCCUAUUGCGUCGUACACUUUACACCUCAGAAGGUGAUGGACGAUCCUCGUUACGUGGAUUGGAUGGAAAAGUUUGGCUCCUACACGCGUCAUAUAGUCGUAAAUGAAGAGAACGAGUGUAUGGGUGUUGAAGCGUCUCACAAGCAUCAGCACAAGCUCCAUAUGCUGCACCCCGAGAUAUUCCCUUUUUUAAACGAAGAUUGCUUUCAGAAGAAAACACGGACAGAAGAUCCAUGUAUCAUACAUCGUUCCAGAACACAUCACACUGUCCACCUGCAACCGGAACUGAAAUUCGAUACAGAGACCGAGGUAUCGUUGCACCCGAAGGAAUAUGUAAACGAGAUAUUUGAGAUCGACGGCUUUUUAGACGCGCUGGCAGAGCUACAAACCAACGUCAACGCCCAAACGAAGGCAUUGUCCAUCGUGAACGAUUACCCGAAGAUCCUUAUGCUGGGCACUGGCUCUAGCAUACCGAGUAAAGUCAGAAACACAAGCGGCAUACUCUUACGAAUCGACGAGAACAAUAGUAUGUUGUUGGAUUGCGGUGAGGGUACGUUCGGGCAGAUUGUGAAAUUUUACGGAAGGUCCGAGGCGGAUAAUAUCAUGCGAUCAAUUAAGGCAAUUUACGUGUCGCAUUUGCAUGCGGAUCAUCACAUCGGAUUAAUUGGUCUGAUGAAACAAAGGAGAAAAGUCGCGCAAGAUCCUUUAUAUCUGUUCGCGCCGGCGCAUAUCGUCGCAUGGUUGCAGUUUUAUCACAAACGUUUCGAGCCUAUUUUCCAUCGGAUAACAUUGAUAUCGAACAGCGAGCUCUUUAUGGAUGUGCAUGAACCGAUGGAGUACAGAUAUAAGAACAUGUACAAGACCGUGAAUGUGCGAGCCAUCAGAACAGUGUACGUGAAUCACUGUCCUUACUCUUACGGUGUUUCCAUAGAGCUGAAGGACGGAAACAAAAUAGUUUACAGCGGUGACACCAUGCCCUGCGAGAAUCUCGUGAAACUCGGACAAGAUUGCGAUCUACUGAUUCACGAGGCGACUAUGGAGGAUGAUCUUGUAAAAGAAGCAAAGUUGAAGUAUCAUUCGACGGUGUCGCAAGCCAUAGAAAUGGGUGAACAGAUGAGGUCCAAGUUCACGCUAUUGACGCACUUUAGCCAACGCUACGCGGCUAUACCGUAUUUGCCGCAGAGCGAGAAUGACUCUAGACUGCGUAAUGUCGGUAUAGCGUACGACAAUAUGCAAGUCAGCCUGUCGCAAUUGCCUCUCUUGCCACUGAUGUAUCCGACGUUAAAAGUGAUGUUCAACAAGCAUUGUGUCGAAUUGGAAGAACGAGCCGCUAAGCGGCAACGGUUGAUGAAUCAGUAAUGCCUGAGAAGAAGAUCGGCGUUACAAUCAGCCGCAUCUUGUAUACCAAUCUGUACAUAAUAAAGAGCUGCGUUUCGACAAACAUA
Molecule: messenger RNA, 2528 nt
Organism: Harpegnathos saltator (Jerdon's jumping ant)
Lineage: Eukaryota; Metazoa; Arthropoda; Insecta; Hymenoptera; Formicidae
Gene: RNaseZ
Product: ribonuclease Z
Exons: 6
Coding region: 1-2442 (813 amino acids)
Biological process (GO): mitochondrial tRNA 3'-end processing
Cellular component (GO): mitochondrion
Molecular function (GO): 3'-tRNA processing endoribonuclease activity
Source: RefSeq, a predicted model, not a curated record